UAUUAGGCCACACAUCCUGCCAUCAGUGCCGUAUAGUCGCGUCUGAGAUAUACAAGUAACCACUCAUCUCUCCAGAACGUUGCCACGUGUAUAGGUCACCCCGUCAACCGAAGUGUCAUACGCCUCAGAUCGCAUAUCGAUCAUUGUCAUCGCGCAGCCAUCGUCAAACUUUUCAGUCUGCACUGGAUUUUCCAAGACUUUCGAUCUUGCAAGCAUGUCUAUUCAGAAUAAUAUGAGCACCGUUCACAGUAGCAACUGGCAUCCAUUGUUCACUGCUGAGGAUGCAGGCACCAUUACGCUGUCAUCGCACGAUGCCAUCUUGUUCCGCGUUCACCUGUACACAUUGAAGCGCGCAUCAGGAUGGUUCGCUGCAAUGUCUAGCUUGCCCCAAGGUCCUGGCACCGUCUCCGACGAUGUCCUUCACCUGGACGAAGACUCAACAGUGCUCGUGCCCCUUCUACAGAUGAUCUGUGCAAUGGAGCUUUCCGAUUUAAGCUCGCUGGAUCUCGUGGAAUCCAUUCUCUUAGCUGCAGAGAAGUACGACAUGCCGGGACCCGUCUCUAUUAUACGAAACAUGAUCACCAUCUAUCUAACGGAAUCGACCUCAUUGCGCAUUUAUCGGCUUGCAGGUGCACGGUCUUGGAAAGCACAGGCGCAAUUGGCAUCGUCGUACGCGCUUUCCUUCGAUCUAUCUACCCCAACGGCGGUAGCAGAACUCUCCUGCAUGGAAGGGUAUCUCUCAGUGCGACUUUUUCUACUGCAUAGACAGAGGAAAGACGCUCUGAGGAAAGCACUGAACGAUGUUACCCGAUUUCCUGCCAAUACAGGAGAAAACUGCAAAGGUUGCCGAGCAAAACUUGAGCAUGCUCAGUGGAGGUAUUUGAAGGAAUUAUGGUUGUUGCGUGCAGAUGAAGCUCCGUUCGGUCGCACAAUCAGUCCCGCGCAACUCAACGCAUCAGAGGUGUCCUCGGUAAUCGAAGCGACAUGCCCUUUUUGCUGUAGAAGGCUAUACAAUCCAAAUGAAAUGUACGACAACCUUCAGAAUGCAGUGAACAACUUACCCCAGACUAUCAUGUUCGCGUAGCGGCUCAACAGGCCAUUCGCACAGUCUAAGAAUUUGAAGAACGGCUCACGUAACCUGUCGAUGUGCUAUAGCACGUGCGAUUGUAUCAUGCCCACUGCACCACCUCCUAUGACCGUGACAUCGCCAGCCUCGUUGAAGUAUGAACAGACGAAAGAGAUCCCGUGAA
Messenger RNA from Laetiporus sulphureus 93-53, 1250 nucleotides. RefSeq lists its product as uncharacterized. The record is from RefSeq and is a predicted model, not a curated record. NCBI's taxonomy places the organism in Eukaryota, Fungi, Basidiomycota, Agaricomycetes, Polyporales, Laetiporaceae. Bases 215 to 1084 code for a protein of 289 amino acids. The transcript is spliced from 3 exons.